This is a messenger RNA of Misgurnus anguillicaudatus (oriental weatherfish), 5563 nucleotides long. RefSeq names its product thyrotropin-releasing hormone-degrading ectoenzyme. Gene Ontology annotation, molecular function: metalloaminopeptidase activity; zinc ion binding; peptide binding. The record is from RefSeq and is a predicted model, not a curated record. Gene Ontology annotation, biological process: proteolysis; peptide catabolic process. Lineage: Eukaryota; Metazoa; Chordata; Actinopteri; Cypriniformes; Cobitidae. Gene Ontology annotation, cellular component: membrane; cytoplasm.
AGGGAGGAGGACGCCUCACAGAGAGGGAGAAACAGCGAUGAGGAUGAAGGCAGGUGAAAUGGAGAGAGAGAGAAUGGAAAUACACAACUCUUCUGAUUUAUUAUGAAGCAGGUGUGCCGGAACUUAAUGCACAUCGGACUCAACAAAGGAGAAAUCGUGGAUUUGCGGUGAUGUGCGGUAUGAACCCGUCUGCAUUUUACUGUAUGAGCUCCAGCAUCUGACUGCCCGCGCGAUUUUACAGAAUUGUUUGACAAAACCAAAUUGCGAUCUUUUUCAAAUUUUAGCGAGCAUUUAUUCAUUUGUAUGUUGUGCAUUGCGUACCGGUAUGUUUUUUGAAAACUUAGUAUUUGGGACAACAUCCAAAAUUUCUACCCCUUGUGUGGUUUUGGUACAAUCUUUGGGUGAUUUAUCGCCAUUUAUACCCGCCCGUUUUUAUCUGGAGUUUAUAAGUUGGCGCGCAUAAACGUGUAGUAGAUAUAUAGCAUAGAAAAUAACUUUAUUUAACAGAAUUGUUUAGCAGCAACAAGAAACGCGUUUAAAACAUUCGUAUAUUUUAGUAGCCUAUAUCUAACGUAGUGUUAACACCGUUUUAAUGCAGUGAACAUUCGUGCCAAUGGGGAUUGAGGACAUGAGCAUGAGGAACGGCCGGACUUUGUCCGAUCAGUGGGCCGACAGCGUGGUGGUCCGACCCCGGACUACCGAACAGCACAUCACGGUGCACAAGAGACUCGUGCUGGGCUUCGCCAUCUCCAUCCUCACCCUCAUCAUCGUCACUGUCAUCGCCAUCACGCUCAGCGUCAGCUUCGAGAGAUGCGCAGCGGAGAGCAGCGGGACUCUGAUCGGUAACGGGUCUAGCAACAGUAAGUCCAAUCAGUCCCGGGACAGAAACGGGAUCAGUCACAGAGAAUCAGAAGAUGGUCAGCAGCCGUGGAAACAUCUGCGGUUACCGGGCACCCUGCGCCCUCGACACUACGACCUCAGACUGUCCGUGUACAUGGAUAAUUUCACUUUCUCCGGUCAGGUGAACAUUGAGUUUGAAUGCGUUAACUCCACUAAGUUCAUCGUGUUGCACACAGACAGACUGGAGGUGAAUAAAGUGCUGGUGUAUUCAGACAGUAAGAAAACCGGCGUCAUGAGGAUCCACCGACGCUUUCACUAUCCGCCCAACCAGGUGUAUGUGAUCGCGCUGCACAGAGAGAUGAAGCCACUCAGAACAUACAAGAUCAACAUCACAUUUGAUGCACAGAUUGAAAAUGAACUCUUAGGAUUUUUCCGCAGCUCAUACGUGCUACAUGGAGAAAGAAGGUAUCUUGCUGUGACGCAGUUCUCACCCACUCAUGCCCGAAAGGCCUUCCCGUGUUUCGAUGAGCCAAUCUAUAAAGCCACAUUCAGAGUGAGUUUGAAACACGAGAGCUCGUAUCAGUCCCUGUCCAACAUGCCAGUAGAGGCGUCCACAUCAGACACAGAUGGAUGGGUGAUCAACCAUUUCUCCAGGACACCGCGCAUGUCCACAUACUACCUGGCCUGGGCGGUGUGCAACUUCACCUACAGAGAAGCAGUAACAGAUAAUGGAGUUGUGAUUCGGCUGUACGCCAGACCCGACGCCAUCCAGAGCGGAUCAGGAGACUACGCUCUGCACAUCACCAAGAGACUCCUGCAGUUCUACCAGGAUUACUUCAAAGUCAAAUAUUCCCUCCCUAAACUAGAUCUGCUGGCAGUUCCCAAGCAUCCGUAUGCAGCUAUGGAGAACUGGGGUCUGAGUGUGUUUGUGGAGCAGAAGAUCUUGUUGGAUCCUGACGUCUCAUCUUUCUCCUAUCAGAUGGAGCUCACCAUGGUGGUGGUGCAUGAGAUCUGUCACCAGUGGUUUGGAGAUCUGGUCACACCAGUUUGGUGGGAGGACGUUUGGCUAAAGGAGGGAUUUGCUCAUUACUUUGAAUACAUUGGGACUGAUUUUCUCUUUCCAAAGUGGAACAUGGAGAACCAGAGAUUUCUGACUGAUGUACUACAUGAGGUGAUGUUAUUGGACGGUUUGGCCAGUUCUCAUCCAAUCUCUCAAGAAGUGUUUGAAGCCACAGACAUCGACAGGGUGUUUGACUGGAUCGCAUAUAAGAAGGGAGCCGCUCUGAUCCGUAUGUUGGCUAAUGUCAUGGGACAACCGGUAUUCCAGAGAGGACUUAAUGAUUACUUGAUGACGCACAUGUACGGAAACGCAGCGAGAGAUGACUUGUGGAACAAAUUGUCAGAGGCCAUGCAGAGGGAGGGGAAGGACAUCAACAUUACAGAGGUCAUGGACCGCUGGACACUGCAGAUGGGCUACCCUGUGGUCACCAUCAGCAAGAAUGACAGUCUUGACAACACUGUCACCAUCUCCCAGGAGCACUUUAUAUAUGACACAGAUGCCAAGAUCAGAGAUCCUGAGCUCUUCAACAAAAGCUUCCAGUGGCAGAUCCCCUUGACCGUCACUGUGGGAAACUUAAGUCACAUAUCAACAGAAACCACCAUUUGGGUCUGUAACCAUACAGAGAUACACAGAGUAGGUCACAUGGACGGGGAGACCUGGUUGCUGGGAAACAUCAAUCAAACAGGCUACUUCAGAGUGAAUUAUGACCUCCACAACUGGAGACUUCUUAUUCAACAACUGAUGACAAACCCUACGAUCAUCUCCGUGGGCAACAGGGCAGGUCUGAUAGAUGAUGUCUUCAACUUGGCAAGAGCGGGCUAUCUGCCCCAAAACAUCCCCCUGCAGAUCAUCUCAUACUUGUCUCAGGAGACCGAGUUUCUGCCCUGGCACGCUGCUAGUCGAGCUCUUUACCAGCUGGACAAACUACUGGACCGCACUGAAGACCACAGUCUCUUUAGUGACUAUGUGCUGAAACAGGUGUCACCGAAAUAUCACAAGAUGGGUUGGCCGACCGCUUUCUCUGAUGGAUCCUUCAUGCAGGCUGCUUAUCAGACUGAAGAGUUACAGAGAGAGGUGAUCAUGCUGGCCUGUAGUUUUGGAAACAAACACUGUCAUCGACAAGCAGUGUCUCUCAUUUCAGACUGGAUUUCCAGCAACAAGAACAGGAUUCCACCCAACGUGCGGGACAUUGUGUACUGCACAGGCGUAUCUCUGAUGGAUGAAGACGUGUGGGAGUUUAUCUGGAUGAAGUUUCACUCCACCACUGCCGUCUCUGAGAAGAAGAUUCUUCUGGAGGCCUUGACCUGCAGUGACAACAUCUUCCUGCUCAACAGACUCCUGAAUCUGUCUCUUACCUCUGACAUGGUGCCAGAUCAAGACAUGAUCGAUGUCAUCAUACACGUGGGCCGCAAUCCACUGGGAAGACAUUUAGCAUGGAGAUAUUUCAGAGAGAAGUGGGAUAUAUUGAAUUCCAGGUAUGGAGAAGCUUUAUUUAUGAACUCAAAAUUAAUCAGCGGUGUGACAGAGUUUCUCAACACAGAGAUGGAGUUGAAUGAGUUAAAAGAGUUCAUCCUGACCAGCGGUGGAGGAGCAGCACCUGCGUUUGCUCGCGCCGUUGAGAUCGUUCAAGCGAACAUAAAAUGGCGGACGCUGUUCGAGCAACAGUUCUUCCAGUGGCUGCGAAAAGCUCCUGACGGUUAACGCAACAUUAGGCACGAAACACGCCAGUAGCUUGGAAACACUAUCAGAAACCAGUAACUUGGGAAGACUUAAGUAUUUAAAAAAUAAAACUUAAAUUUGGGACCAAGAGAAUCUGGAGAAUUAAGCAUUUAUUUCUCUGCUGUCUAUGAAACAAGGCCAUGAACAAGACGAAGACAUAAGGAUUAAAAUGGAAAAGGUCACCCCAGAGGAAAAAGAAGCAUGAAACUGAUGUGUUUAAAACAAAAACAUCUUUUAAUUUUUACAUCUGAAGCUCUGGAUUCAUAUGCUUUACCAUGUAUGAUUUUCAUUAGGUAAAAUGUUACAUGUGCCAUACCCACACAGGACUCUCAUCAUACCAUUUCUGUACCUUUUUUUUUUUUUGCUUUUUACAUCGGAUGGAGUCAGUUUAUAGACAGCAUCAUUCAGUGUUAACAGCCACAAUGACUUAACUCCCCGCUGAGAGAAUGACCCCAACAAGAUCUGGUCAAAUCUAUUCAAGGCCACGCUGAAGAAAUGCCUUUGUCCUGCAUGGAUCGAGUCCAAAAGUGGCAAAACCACAUAUCGAAUGCCAGCUGGUAUCCAUGGUGAUUAUAUAAGCAGUUAUUUUCUGCUGUGGUUCUCCUACAAUUACAUGACUCAUAUAAAAUAAGUAGGCAGAGGCAGAAAUUUAAAAUAUUUUUCUCGCUGAAGCUGCACAUGAUCAUAUACUUUCUCUUGCAAGUUUCAAAAGGAUAAAUUGAUACUGAGUCGAACUGCAUACUUAUUCAUUCAUGUUUGUGUGGAACUCUGUUUGUAAUAUGCCAUAUUUCAUGUUGUUUUGCUGCCAAAAUGGGACGUUUAAAUGCGUGACCGGGAAAUGCAGUCAUUUUGUCUGCCACCCAUUCUCAAAAUCAAAAGAAGAAAUGAGAUAUUGCAGCAAAAAUAUUUAUCAAGUUGUUUAAAGGGAUAGUUCACCCAAAAAUGAAAAUUCUGUCAUAAUUUACUUUGAUGGACAUGAAGGAAGAUAUUUAUAAUCAAACCGAUCAUGAGCCCCAUUCACUUCCAUAGUAGGAAAAAUGGGGCUCAUAAACGUUACAAACAUUCCUUAAAAUAUCUUCCUUUGUGUUCAUCAGAACAAAGACAUUUAUACAGGUUUGUAACAACAUGAAUUUUCAUUUUUGAGCGAACUAUCCCUUUAAGUUGACAAGUGUGAUAUUGACCUAACACAAGCACCCCAGCUCUGCACCACCUCAAGGCAGAAAAUCACUGAGCACAACAGCGCCGCCCUGCUGAUCAACACACUCAAUGCACACAUCAGAUUCAUUCUACAAUGACUGCCGCUUUGCUGAGGUGGAAAAAAAGACCUUUAGAUUUCAGUGAUGUGCUGUUUGGUUUCCUUGCACAAUACACAGUAUUUUUCUUGACUCUUAUAUUUUGUACAAUAUCAAAUGAGGCCAUAUCUACCCUGAUCGGACAGUUAAAUAAAGAUGACUGUAGGUAAAGCGUGAAUCCAGAACAGGUCCUUGUCAUUUCUGCAACAUUUAAAAAAUAUUUAAUUCUGCUGAAUAUCAUUGAAACUGAUUAAAAGGCAAUUUAUAUACAGUUGUUAUAUAGGCCAAUUCAUAAAAUUCACCUAAAUAUGUAUAUAUAUAAAUAUAUUUGUACAGUUCUGUAUAAUAGUACACAUUUUUAACUUAAGAAAAUUACUUUGAACUCAUUUCCCCAUUGUUAUCAUUUUUAAAGAUUUGUUGAUGCAGAUGGUUGUCGGAAAAGUGAGUUUAUUAUGGUAAAGUUAUUUUUUAUCUGUUUGUUUUGCCCAUUACCAAUGUCUCUUUGUAGAUUUGAUUACAGGUGAUGUGGAAAAAUGUGAAGCGAUCAAACAAGCCAAAAAUAACUGCGAACAGUGCCUUUUCUACCUCAAUCAAUCUCAUAUUAGAAAGACUGACAGUGCCUUGAAUAAACCUGUCAUGAGAAUACACAUGA